GCUCCACACUCUUCACUUCCCUGCCCAAAAGCAACUUCCACCAACCAACCUCUCUCUUUCUCUCUAUUCUCUUCUCUCUUCUCUGUUUUCUCAACCCUAAAAAGAGAAAAAACAUCAUAAAAAUCGAAACUUUAUUCUGUAACGUGCAUGAUAAUCAAGAAUAUAAUCCAAGAGAUCAUGUGGCCGAGGUCGCACCGCGUGGUUGUGGACGGCGCCGACUACGACUCCGACGGUGGGGGCGGUUCCACCUCCUGCUGCUGGGCGAAUCUGCCGCAGGAAUUGCUCCGAGAGAUUCUCCUGAAGAUCGAGGCGUCGGAGAGCGCGUGGCCUUCUCGGAAAAGUGUCGUCGCUUGUGCCGGAGUUUGUAGAAGUUGGAGACAGAUUACUAAAGAGAUUGUUAAAGUCCCUGAACUUUCUGGUUAUUUGACUUUCCCCAUCUCCGUCAAACAGCCUGGACCAAGGGAUUUUCUCCUUCAGUGCUUUAUAAAGCGCAACCGGUCUACUCAAACAUAUCACCUUUACCUCAGUCUAACUAAUGCACUAGCUGAUGAUGGAAAGUUUCUCCUUGCUGCCCGCAAGUGCAGACGCCCCACCUGCACUGAUUAUAUCAUAUCUCUACAUGCUGAUGAUAUGUCAAAGGGGAGCAACACUUAUAUUGGGAAACUGAGAUCAAACUUCUUAGGAACCAAGUUUAUAGUCUAUGAUGGGCAGCCUCCUCAUGCUGGAGCCAAGAUGACAAGAAGUCGCUCCACUAGACUAGUAAAUUUGAAACAAGUUUCUCCAAGGGUCCCACAUGGCAACUAUCCAGUUGCUCACAUCUCAUAUGAAUUGAAUGUAUUAGGCUCCAGGGGUCCUAGGAGAAUGCUCUGUAGUAUGGAUGCCAUUUCUGCUUCUUCUAUCGGACCUGGAGGAGUAGCCCCAACACAGACAGAGUUUUCUCUGGGCAAUGUGGAUUCCUUCCCAUCAAUCCCAUUUUUCCGGUCAAAAUCAAAUCGCUUGGAGAAGUUCUUAUCUGGACCUUUGACCAGUCAGAAAGAGGGAUCACUGGUGUUAAGAAAUAAGGCUCCCAGGUGGCAUGAGCAGCUCCAGUGUUGGUGCUUGAAUUUCCAUGGACGAGUAACAGUUGCUUCUGUGAAAAACUUUCAGCUAGUAGCUUCUCCUGAAAAUGAACCGCCACGGCCAGAACAUGAGAAAAUCAUUCUGCAGUUUGGAAAAGUGGGGAAGGAUUUAUUUACAAUGGAUUAUCGAUACCCGAUAUCUGCAUUUCAAGCAUUUGCAAUCUGCCUUAGCAGCUUUGACACUAAGAUUGCUUGUGAAUGACACAUGGGCUUACAGGAGCAGCAAGUUUGGAGGUCCCAUUGCAAGUUGCUGUAAAAUAAGUUUGUUUAGGGGAGUCUGAUACUAAACGCAGAAAGGAGAUAGACGGAAAGGAGAUGUCAGAUUCUUUCAAGGUCUUGGUGACUUGGCUUAAAUUCUGCUAUGAUCAAACUGUGAGAGGACGUAUUGAUUUUAGUGAUCCUAGAACAUUUGAACCUUAGUCAUCUGUCUUCCUCUGUAUAUUUAUUUUGAUUGUGUACAUAGUUUCACUGUUUAUGAAAAAAAAAAUAGCUUGGCUCUUGCUUGUUUGCUA
Messenger RNA from Mangifera indica (mango), 1630 nucleotides. RefSeq names its product tubby-like F-box protein 3. Bases 148 to 1320 code for a protein of 390 amino acids. The transcript is spliced from 6 exons. Gene Ontology annotation, molecular function: protein binding. The record is from RefSeq and is a predicted model, not a curated record. NCBI's taxonomy places the organism in Eukaryota, Viridiplantae, Streptophyta, Magnoliopsida, Sapindales, Anacardiaceae.